Messenger RNA from Vicia villosa (hairy vetch), 1042 nucleotides. Its product is annotated as protein DMP3-like. Lineage: Eukaryota; Viridiplantae; Streptophyta; Magnoliopsida; Fabales; Fabaceae. Gene Ontology annotation, biological process: endomembrane system organization. The record is from RefSeq and is a predicted model, not a curated record. The transcript has a single exon. The coding region runs from base 56 to 808 and encodes 250 amino acids.
AAGAACACAAGCAAACUAUUCAUCAAUAAUUCAAUAUAUCUAAUAUAAAUAGAACAUGAUCAUCCCUUUAUGCAUGAAUCAAUCAUAUAGUUCCUUCCUCAACAUGUCACUGAAACAACGUCGAUCCGGCAAGCAAUCUGCAGAAGCAGAAGACAACAGUAUUAAUGAUGCUGAUCAUGCUGGUGCAGGUGGAUCAUCAUCGGAAGCAGCGCAUGGAAUCAUUAGCUCCUCCUCUUCAUCAUCUUCCUUAUCGAGACGUGCACUGUCUGGAGCACUGACAGGAACAGCCAGCUUAGCAAAACUGCUUCCAACCGGAACCCUCAUGGCAUUCCAGAUUCUGAUUCCGGUGUUCACAAACAAAGGAGUAUGUGACCAUGUUACACACAUCCUCACAUUUCUCCUCCUCCUCUUGCUAGCCUUCUCUUGCAUCCUCGCGUGUUUCACCGACACGGUAAAAUCCUCAGACGGAAGAAGAAUCUACCAUGGUAUAGCAACCUUCAAGGGACUGUGGCUAUUUGACUACUCGCCGGUUGAUGACGACAAAUCAUCAACCUUACCCGAUUUGACAAAGUAUAAGAUUAGCAUCAUGGAUUUUGUUCAUGCGUUUUUAUCUGUACUUGUGUUCUUUUCGGUUGCAUUGAGUGACAAGAAUGUGUUGACAUGUUAUUACCCUAAACCAGGAGAGGAGACAAAGGAGGUUCUGGAUAUUGUUCCUCUUGGAAUCGGAACUCUAUGCAGUUUGCUGUUUAUUGUUUUUCCAUCCACCAGACAUGGGAUUGGCUACCCUCUUACAUCUGCACCAAAAUAGUUUCUCAUUUUCUAAUUACUUUUUUUUCACCACCAAUAUUUGUUCCACUGGACCUUCUAAUCUGAUUCAAGGGUCAGUUUUGACAUUAAGUGGUUCUGGCGUCUGGUCAAUUCUAGUUACUUUAUUCAUUAGCAGAAUAUUGAUCUGUCAUGCACUGUUUUUAUAUUCCUGUUAUAUUUUGUUCAUUACUACUAGUAUUAUAUAAUGAUAUGUUAUCCAUUGAAUUGAGUUGAA